AUGAUUUCUCAUUUGGUUGUUGCUCGCCAUACGGCUUUUGGAUGUGGAGUCUGUCACUUCGUGUCGGCUGCGGCAUGGAAGGGCGCUGCGUCCGGCAUCAGUUUAGAAUCAACAGGACGCUCUCAGAUCGAACUCGUUCAUGCGGAUGCGACUGCAUCAGCCAAGCCAGCAGCGGAUGGUCGUCCUUCUCCGGAGCCCAGCAACCUUGUUUGCAAAUUUCAUGAAACGUCAGUCUGCAAUUGCAGCAGCUCCUCGGCGAUUACCUCGGCGACUGCAUGCUCACGGCUGCGCCAUCGCCCUUCAUCCGUCACUGGCGCUUUGGCAGGCCUGGCAACUUGGCGCCUAUUACCGGCGGUAGCAUCAUCAACGUCUGCGUCCGCCUGGUCGCCGCCGCUGGCGACGGCAGCGACGGCGACGGCGACGGCGGCGGCAGUCACUGGCUUCAGCGGACCGCUCCGUCGCUGCGUGCACAGCUCACCGCCGGCCGCCGGCGCGGCGGCGGUCUCUGCGGCAGCCGCGGCGGCUGCCGCCGUCGCCGCCGAGGCGGCAGCGGCCGCCGACCGACAGGCGGCCGCUGCCGCUGUCGCCACCUCUACUCGUACGCCACCUCCCGUUGCCCGUCGGCAGCAACCGCUAUCGCCACACGCCCGCGAGUUUCAACGCCGUUUCUUUCAACUGGUCAACAGCGGGUCAACGGCCACCAUGGCCGCAUCUGCCCCUCACGAUGGAGGGGGCAGCGGCAGCAGCAGCAGUAGCAGUGCUUCCGCGGCGGAGGCUGUAGCGCACACGACCAACUCCCAGGCUAUCCGCAUGCUGGUCGCCUGGCUCGAGGAAGGCCGCGUAACGGCUGCGGUGGAGCAUCGGGAACAGCAACAGCAGCAGCAGCAACAACAUCACGCAACUGGCGGCGCUGUAGCUUCAUCCCCGCCGCCGGCCCCGGGAGCUGUAGCUGCGCCGUACCGUCUAGACCAGCAGAUCAUUGACCGAGCCAUGGAGGUCCUUUGGCGACUGUAUCGACGCGAGGAGCUUCAACGGGAAGUUGCGGCGAUGAUGUCAAGGGCGAGAAACCGGCAAGACGCCUCGUCGCCCGACGCAGCAGCAGCUUUCUCGCAAACCGGCGGCUCCGGCUCGGCAGCGGGUGGCGGCGGACCCAUGGGUCUGUCGGAGUUGCUCAACGCGGCGGAGGUGCUGGCGGCCGCUGCCCCCGCCAUGGGCCUUACGUUUAAGCGGCAGCAAUAUGAGCUGCUGAUUGAGUUGUACGGUAAGCGGGCCCUCCUGGACCCGCCCUUCCGGCGGGGCCUGGCGCAGCGGCUGCUGGCCGUACGGCAGCAGAUGGUGCAACAGCUGAUGCCGCUCAACCAGUCGUGCCUCAACACGAUGCUUCAAGCGGUCAGGACCGACCCUCUGGUGAAUACACACACGAAACUGUCCUGGGCAGUAAGGCUGAUCGAAAGGGACCUCCCCGUGGUGGCGGGGGGACCGGCGGCGGCGGCGGUGUCCUCGUCGUACACCUCCUCCCCAUCCUCGUCCGCUUCCCGGACCUCUCAUCGCGCGGAUGCGGCGGCGGUUGGCCUCUUGCCGGCCCUGCAGCUGACGUUGGGCUUUAUGUUGAGGAUGGCGGCGCGGGAGGAACUGGAGGCCAGAGGACAGCAGCAGCGGCAGCGGGGGCCUGUACGGCAGCAGAAUCCUGGAAGUCCACAGCAGCGACGUCGGCAGGAGCUUGAGGCGGAGAGGCGGUUGGAUCAGGAGUUGAGGUCGUUGCGGCAGUUGGUGCACGUGGGGUUGGAUCAGGGGGACGAGCAGCUCGCGAGGAAGUCGUACGACAGACUUCGGAACCUAUUUUGGCGAGAGCACCCCGCCGUCGCCGCGGCGGCUGCGGCUGCGGCGGCCAAGGCCGACAAAGCCGACAAGGCCAGUACGACAAAGGACUCCGCGGCGGCGGCGGCGGCGGCGGCGGCGGCGGCGGCAGACUCCGCAGCUCCCGCAGCCGUGGAGUCGGAAGAGAAGCGGAAGGGCGACGGCGGCGGCGGCGGGGCUGCCGGCGGCGAAGAAGGAGAAGGAGCAGGACGUGUGGAGGAGGAGGAGGAGGAGGAGGGGGAGCAGUUGGCCACGACGGCGGUGGCGGCGGCGGCAAAUCCAUCCGCCGCGUACGGCACCGCUGCCGUACUGGAAGCGGCGGAGGUAUGCCCAGCACCUCCGGGCGCCACGUUGGAGCUUUUGUCGCUGGCGCUGUCGCGUCGCGACUGGUCGGGGGUCUUGGAUCACGUGACUGCGCUGGCGGAGUUGCAGGCGAGUACGACACGGGGGCCGGGUUGGGAGACUGCUGAUGGAAGACGUACGACUCUUGGAGGGCCUUACGUCGGCGUACGGCGGAUUGGGUUGCUGCGGCGUAUCAGCGACGCCGCCGCCGCCGGCGACGCGGCGCCAUUUGGCGGCUCUUCCGUACCGUUCGGCCCGCCGCUGCGCGCCGCCGCUGCCUCCGCCGAUAUGGCGUCCGUCUCUGCCAUUCCCGACCGUGUCCCGGGUUUGUUGGAAAUGAUGUUGGAGGAGGGGCUGGUGCCCACAGGGCCCUUUUGGGAGGUGCAGCUGAGGCAGGCUGUUGACUCGGGAGAUCUAGGCGGGUUGUUGGCGGUUUCGGAGCGAGCUCUGGAGCUCGCGGAGGAGGACGUGCGGGCUGGGCUGGGGCUGGCGGAUAUCAGCGACGAGGUCCUGGCGGCGGCGGCGGCCCUGGCGGAGGUCCGAGUGGACGGCCGUACCGCCUCCGCCAUCAAGUUGCUCAAGCUGCGAAGUGAGGAGCUCCGAAACCAACGACGGUCGACGGGCAGUGCGGGGAUCCGGCAACAGGCGGGAGGGCGGACGGCGGCGCCGCAGGGCUGGGCGCUGCGGCGGAACGCCGCAUCGCUGCUACAGCCGCCGCCGCCGCCGCCGAUGUCGUCGUUCCGCUACCGAGACGAAGUCUGGGCGGGUAAUUGGUGUGGUCGCCCUGGUGGUGGUGGUGGCGAUAGACUGAGCCAUGAAAUGGACUGCAAGAGGUCGCAGUGUCCCACGGUGGUGUGUGCAACGGUAGUGACGGCGGCGGUAGUGACGGCGGUAGUGACGGCGGUAGUGACGGCGGUAGUGACGGCGGCGGUAGUGACGGCGGUAGUGACGGCGGUAGUGACGGCGGUAGUGACGGCGGCGGUAGUGACGGCGGCAGUAGCGGCCGUACUGGCGGCGGCGGUCGCACGUAAUGAACGAGAUGAAAAGGAGCUGAGGUGGCUGAGAUGA
This is a messenger RNA of Volvox carteri f. nagariensis, 3267 nucleotides long. RefSeq lists its product as uncharacterized. The record is from RefSeq and is a predicted model, not a curated record. Lineage: Eukaryota; Viridiplantae; Chlorophyta; Chlorophyceae; Chlamydomonadales; Volvocaceae. The transcript has 17 exons. Bases 1 to 3267 code for a protein of 1088 amino acids.